AUGUUUCCUGUACCUUCUUCUUCUGGACAUCCUCAUCCUUGGCUGCAAGUAUCACGACCGGUUCAGCCUGAGUUGAUUUCAUUUUGGGAUUCUGCUGAUCUUCACAACAAUCUGAGGAGCUUGAAAGAAACUCUUAGUCUGCUGAAAGCAGUGUAUGAUCCAUCUUCUUUCAAGGCUGAUGUCAGUUUUUUCGUUUAUUCUAGUUUUGAAUAAAAAUUUGGUUCAUAUUCAUUUUUUUAUUAUCUUGUAAUUAUGAUCAACACCAUUUCCUUUGACAGGAAGAAAGAACUAGACACACUACUUCUAGUAAGAACAUCCGGAGGCCUUGAUGAUCUAUCUGGCAGCCUUUCUAAUCAGACAGACGCUGUUGCAUAUUCUGGCAAUGCAGAGAUUGUUCAGGAAUUCAUUGAAUCCAUCAAAGAGAAGAGAACGGAUUUAAAUCUGCAGGAGUCUCUUUCACAGGAAGCUGCAAAUUCCUUGAUCAGAAUUCUUAGAGUGCAGCUUGAACAUCUUCGUAUAAUUUCCUCUGAGAAAAGUUCCUGGGAAGAAAGAUCAGUGGCUUCCAGGUUAGCUCAGAGGCUUCAGAAGUAUCAGCGGAAUAAACGAUGGAGAAAGAAAAGAAGAAAACUUGUUGCAGAAAAGAUUUCCAAGGUUCGCCAGAUUGUGAAUAAGAAUGCAAAUUUUAUGAUGACAAGAAAGAUUUCCUGAUUUUUUUAUGCCAUUAUCUGCAUCUCAGCAUUUCAUUACACUUAUGGUUUUUAUUAACCAUCUUUUGGGUUUCCAUGUAACAGGAAAGUGAAAUGUUUGACAAAGCUGAUAAAGAGGUUGAUGAGUGGAGAGCCAGAGAGAUUGCCAAGGAUAUUGCAAAACGCAAGGUAUUGAAGCGCUCGUAUUUGCUGCGUGUGCGAUGACUAACCUAUCAGGGUGCUUCCAUCUCGUUCUUAAUGCGAAAUGCAAUUUAUCUUUAUUUCAUAUUUUUAAUUGAUUUAAUAAUUUAUUCAAAAACGCACGAGAUCUUUUGUAUCAGAGAGAAAUCUGACUUUUGUCAAUUUUAGAGGCAUGGUAGAUGUUGCGAUGCAUGAUCCUCACAGAGUAGAUGUCUUUUCCUGACAAUGAUUUGUUCCAGUUAAAUCGAUAUUAUUCCAGUAAAAUGCAAAACCAUAUAUCUGAUUGGUUUCUCCACUCUGGUCUUCACGACAUUGAUUUUAACCAACACCCUCAUUUAUUCAGAGUGGGCAUUUCAUGCUUCUCUAUGUAAUCUAUUAUGUUCUUCAUAAUGUUGACUGCAUUUGACUGGUUUUCUAGUCACAGUCCUUGCAUUUUGUUUUAUUUGAAUGGGAAGGUUUUAUAUUAUUUGUUUUGCUUUGAUGCCAAUUUUUUAUCCGAAGCUAUGAAACGUGUGGAGAUGACAUGAGUUUAUCAGAAGUCAGCUUCUUGCAUGAACUUUGCACACUUUUUAUGAAUCCUUCUUGAAGUAAUGCUCUACAAGACAGUCGAUUAUAAUCUAUCCAUUGAAGCUACAACAUUUUCUCGUGGUUGGGGGUGUUUACUCCCAGCCUUACCCCUACUUAGCUCAAAAAUAUAUAGGUAUAUACACAUAUAUAUAUAUAUAGUUUAAAUCAUAGAAAGCUGGAUUAAUUAAUCGAGCUUGAACCCAGGUUGGGGCCCGCCAGCCCUACUCAUGGGUUGUUUGUGAAUGAGAGAGAUUGUUUAAUCCAAUAUGAAUUAAAUCAAAGAGGCGGUUACUUGCUUGACUAAUUGAGCAGCACUCUGAGUUCUGAAUGGUAAUCAAAACCGAGAAGAGGAAACAUCUGAUGAAUUCGUAUCAUAAAGAUGAUUUAUUAGAACAUCUGCUGCUUGAUUUACCAGCGUAUAAGUUCAAAACUACGAACAAAAGUCAUCACGUAGUUACCUAAUAACCCAUUUCUUGUGUUAUUUGUCACCAAGAACAUCUGUGACGACCUGAGAAUUUGACUCUAUAUUAACGAAAGAAGUAUCAAGGUUUUGGGGUUCUUGUAAGUGGUUCAAGAGUGAUCUGCUGGACUAGUAGGGAACAUAUCAAAAUCAUUGUUGGUUUUCUCGUAGGUGAUUCUUUUUUUAUUUACAUUUUUAUUCUUGCAACGUGUAGAGAAUUAUAUUUGGGAUAGAACGUAGGUUUUCAGUGCUACUUUUUUAUGAUUUUUCUGUUCUGAAACUAGUUUUAAUCAGCAUACUCUUUAGUUCUUUAUUUUCAUGGUUUUGUGUUGCAUAUCUAAUUAUAGAAUCUGACAUUCAUUACGUUCCUUCGCGAUUCAUAUAGUUAUUCCUGGCUGUAGAUUCUGGUAUUUUUCUUCAAGGAUGAAUGAAUUGUGGAUUUCAGGUGGAGAAGAUGAAGGUGAUUGCAAAGCUUAAAGACAAAGCGGAGAGGAAAAAGCUGGAGUCUGAGGUGAUAAUUUUUAAUUUUUUUUUAAUGUACUACCUAUCAAUCCCUCAGUACUGACCUCGGAAUUACUUGCGACAUUUACCCUCUUACUCUUUGCCUUCUUUUUCGGUGCACAAAAUAAACUAUUAAUAUUUAACCAUUUCCUACGUGGUUCGAGUUUCGAUUCUGUAUCUCUUUGCCCUGAUUAUUUAUUUUAAUCAUGUGUGACAUUGUUCUUAGAAUGAUCUCUCUGUUACCAGAACUGUCGGAACCGACUCAAAAUUGCAGUCUUCCAACUGUCUGCUUGCCUGGCGAUGUCCAUUUUUUAUUGGUGUCUGUUAUGGGUAGUCAGGAACUUCCUUUGGGAUAAGAAUAAUGAAGCUCGUUAUACCUCAAAAAAUAAACUUAUUAUUAAUCCAUAUUUUGAAACAUUUUCCUUGAUUUUUUUUGUUAAGGAAUGCUAAAAAAAAUGCCUUUAUUCAUUUCUCUUUAUUCUACGGCUAAACUGUGCUUAUUCUUCCAGCUUGAACUUAUCUUAGUUGUUGAGAAGUUGCAAGAGCUUCGAUCCAUCAGAAUACAGAAAUUGAAGAAGCAAGGCAAGACUUCUCUUUUUUUUUGUUAUUUUCAAGUAAAUGCAGUCACCAAUUAUACCAAACAACAAGUCGGCUGCAUAAAGAAUACUUAAAUAAAUAAAUAAAUAGAUAAAUAUUUGAGAAAAAAAUUAUAACCGGAUAAAGGAUACUAGUGAAAUUCCCCUCUGCCUUUGUUUCAUAUUAAGGAGACUGGUUUUUUGCCAAGAAAUCAAAUUGGGAAUCUCUUGCAGAAUGAGAUCAGGCUCAUUGACUUAAGAGAAACCUCUGAUCUAGUACCUCGCUCAGUUGAUACUAGUUGGUUUCUAAAAAGAAGUAUUUGCAGGCCAUUUUUUCCCUGAUGAGGAUGACAAGUUUCUUGAGAGAGUUCGAGUUGCUGUGGAAGAAGAAGAGCGCCAGGCAGUAGUUGCAGCUGAGACACGUGCUGCUAAAGAUGCGAUUGCCACUGCUGAGGAAACUAGGAAAGCCACCGACAGCAGGGAUAGUCAUGUUGCUGUACAUGAUGACCAUAGAAUCAAUUCACCCUCGACAUCUGAAGAUCAGAAACCCGUGAUGAAGGAUGAUGGAAACUUGGCAAGGACAACUCUGAAUUCUGAGAGGCAAGAUUCAUACAAACCAGGCCAUGAGUACAGCUAUGACUCUGUGGCGAGCUUGCCUUUUGAGUUCUACCACUAUUAUCAUGGCAGUAAUAAUGAUCUGGGCACCCUAAUUGAGGUAAGUUCAUUGAACCCUAGUUUUGCAUCUUUUCUUCAUCUUCUUCUCUAUCAUCUUCCACUUUCUUUCCAUGAUGGGAACAUUUGGGUUUCCUCCAUGCAAAUGAGUUUUUAGGCCAAGAUGCGUUUUUGGAUCAAUAACUUGAACCCUAGUCUUGCUUCUUUUCUUCUUCUUCUUCUCUAUUAUCUUUCAGUUUCUCUCCACGACUGGAACAUUUGGGUUUCUUCCAUGCGAAUGAAUUUUUAUACUAAAAUGUGUUUUUGGACCAAUAAGUUGCUUUAUCGGCGUGCUUCUGCAGGUCAGGCGAAAUUGGGAUGCUUACAUCAAACCUGGUGGAAGGUCUGCAUCUUCGUGCUUUCCUCUUCUGCUCUCAAAUCAAGAACAUCUUUCGUACACCUUUUUCAUGAAAUCCACCAUGAGAUCUGCUUCCACGCCCGUGGUGGUUUCUCACGACGAUCACUUGGGCUUCUCUCUGACCUUCCAAUUGGGCUUUUUUGUUGAUCCAGUCGGAUACCUGGGCACUGGGUUCAGCCUCCGCCGCCUUCUGAUGAGGUCUGGGCAUCCUACCUGGUAAACCGCGGUACUCGCUGA
Spirodela intermedia is the source of this 4296-nucleotide messenger RNA. The record is from the annotation of a GenBank genome assembly. Lineage: Eukaryota; Viridiplantae; Streptophyta; Magnoliopsida; Alismatales; Araceae.